Messenger RNA from Plectropomus leopardus (leopard coralgrouper), 4895 nucleotides. NCBI's taxonomy places the organism in Eukaryota, Metazoa, Chordata, Actinopteri, Perciformes, Serranidae. The record is from RefSeq and is a predicted model, not a curated record.
GAUUUGAAUCGCUGCCAGCAGCGUGAGCGGGUUUCCUCAAAACCUCCUGCCAGCAGGCCCCGAUCCAACAUGUAUCAGCACUCUGUGGAGGCCUUAAAUGCAGGAUUUGUCACGUUUUUAUAGGUGCACCCUGUCUGAACGGUGUGCUGUCACCAACCCACAGAUGAAGCAGCAGGUGUGGGAGAGAUCUGACGAGGUGUGUGUGGGCCCAUAGCGUGACACAGAGCGGGAGAUGAGGAUUAUUAUUCCUGUGUGCGGAGGCGCUGAUGGAGGGGAGUCCCGCGGCCUCCGCAGCAGAGUGGGCAGGAUGAAGAAGCUGCUCUGGCUCAGGCCGAGUCACUGCGUGGACGUGCACACGGACACGGAGCCCGGCGUGUGGCUGACGGGCUUCCAGUCGUUGGACACUGAUGGACAGUGCGAGGACCCGGUGCAGGAGUGGGGGGAGGAGGAGGAGGACGGGGCUGUGUUUGGCAUCACUCUGCGCCGGGAGCCCGUCCUGCCAAGCUCGGACACUUCCGAGCUCCCCACCGCCUUCAGCUUCGUGCAGUACCACACGGUGAAGGUGCGCAGGCUGAAGGCCGCCACCCUGGAGCGUCUGGUCACCCACCUGCUGGACGCCGAGCACCAGGAGCCCGACUACCUCCGCGUCUUCCUCUCCACCUACAGGGCGUUCACCUCCACCAGCACCCUCAUCGAGCUGCUGUUUCAGAGAGAUGACUCAAUGGCCAACCUGGAUAAAACCAUCUGCCCGCGCAGUACCUUACCCCCGGUGAUCCGGCUGUGGCUGGAGGAAUACAGUGAAGACUUCCACGACCCCCCUCAGUACCAGGCCCUCCGGCUGCUGUGCGUCCACUUACGGCAUCGCCUUUGCUUCAGACGCUUGGCUCACACCGCCGAGACGCUCCUCAAGAGGCUCCAGGAACAAGAUUGCAGCCAGCCUGCGUCACAGCACGCCAAUGAAUCAUCGCAGCAGGAGAACAGAGAGCAGGAGGACGGAGGAGAGACGUCCUCUAAGGAGGAAGACAAACGCGACUUCAUGGACUUCCCUGUGAGAGAAGUGGCGGAGCAGCUGACCCGAUUGGACGCUGAGCUGUUUGUAAAGGUCGUGCCCUUCCACUGCCUCGGUUGCGUCUGGUCCCAGCGUGACAAGAAGGAGAACCGACACCUGGCACCUUCCGUCCGCGCCACCAUCUCCCAGUUCAACGCCGUCACCAACCGUGUCAUCACCUCCCUCCUCUGCCCGUCCUCGCCCAGCCCUUCCACUUCCUCUCCCAUCUCAUCACCCAGCUCCUCCUCUACCUUCCUGUACCCCUCCACGGCCCCGAACUCACCGCGCUGCUUUCACACCAGCCCCGCCCACAGGGCACGCAUCAUCGAGAGGUGGAUCGCGAUCGCUCAGGAGUGCAGACAGAUUAAGAACUUCUCCUCUCUGAGGGCCAUCCUGUCCGCGCUGCAGUCCAACGCCGUGUAUCGUCUGAAGAAGACCUGGGCCGCCGUCAGCAGGGAAAACAUGGCCGCCUUUGACCACCUGUGUGAGACUUUCCCCGAUGAGAACUGUGUGCUGACCAGCAGAGAGAUCCUGGUGGAGACUGUGUUUAUGGUUUGCAGGUUGCGAACAGUCAGUGACAGCUCCCUCAGAAAAACCCACGCCGACCAGAUAAGUGUGUCAUCUUCUGGCUCCAGUAGUUCGGACAUGGAGGAGCUCUCUGCCCCUCAGCCCUCCCCCCUCAGACUCAAACUCAAGUCUCUCUCAGGCUCUCUGCACAAUGUCACAGAGGAUUUCUCCUCCAGCUCCAUGUCCUCCUCCUCUCCCAGUCUGUCCAGCUCCUCCUCACAUCCAGACCUGAGCUCUUCUUCUCUGGUUCUGAGCCCAGAGCCGACAUCGUCCAGCUGCUCUCCUCAGGCCCUGCUGCCCGUCUACAACAAACAGGUCGCUGACUCGUGUAUCAUCAGGGUCAGCGUGGAGUCUGUCAGCAACGGAAACGUCUAUAAGAGCAUACUGCUGACCAGUCAGGACCACACGCCUCAGGUGAUUCAGAGGGCUCUGGAGAAACACAACAUGGAGGACGUCAGCUGCCAAUAUUUCAACCUCUGCCAGAUGCUCAACAACGGAAAAGAGCUCCAGAUCCCCGACAAAGCCAACGUAUUUUAUGCCAUGUGCACCUCCGCCAACUAUGACUUUGUGCUGCGUCAGCGCUGGAGGAGCCACGGGAGACAUCUGGGCUCCUCUUCUUCUCCUGGAGCUCAACCCAAGAGCUGCCACGCUAAGUGAAAAGCAUCUAUCCCGACUGACUGUUAAAGGACAUUUAGAAGACAAAGCAGCUGCUCAUCUGCAGACAAAGGCACAACAGCACAUCUGUGGCUGUUUGUAUCAUCUCAUCGCCAUGAGAUUGUCACUGUGCAGCAGACAUGAGUCACACUGAUGUAGAGACUCUGGAGAUACUGAGCUGUGACUGAAAAUAAGGAGCUCUCAUGAGGACGUAGUCUCCACUGGGAGCAACACUGAGAAUUAUUCUGUUUAAAGAGUGAAGCAAGAAGAGACAAAUGUCCACGGAGAAGAAACUGAGACAGAAAUUAGGAUUCUUAAACAUCAACAUCUUUGGAUUAAUGAACCACAAUUCACAUUUUUGGGACCUUUUUUCUGAGAUAUAGACACUUAUGUUAAUGUGGACAAAUGCUCGUGGCAGCGUGGAUUUUAAAAUGAACGGUGCUUCAUCAUCUGGUCCAGGGAAGCGGUCAUGUGUCGUGAUUUUACUGGAGAAAACGUGGCAGCAGGAUCAGGCCGGAGGACUUGGCUGCAGUUUAUUGUCUCGGACUUGUACAACAGACGUGGGACUUUCCUGCAGCCCAUGUGGCUCGAUGAGUAACUGACUCUAACUACGCAAACAGAGUGACUAAGUCUUGAUGCUCACUGUUAGAUGAUGAUUAAGCACUUUGGAAGAACAACGAGACUCCUUGUUGAAUCAGCGGUGUUUGAAACCCCGUUUGGACUCCCAACAUUGAAAUUUGUCCAUUUAUAAGUAUUGUUUCAUCUUCUAGUUGAGGAUUUAAAUGUUUUAAUGUAACUUAAUGUAAUUUUAUCAACUUAAAUUAUUUAAUGCAUUUCAGUAUUCAGCUUUUAGAGCAAAAGUGGCAUGAGGAAAAUGUGUUUGUCUCUGUUUUGAUUGUUUUAAUGUCUCUCGGCAGUCUUCAAUUCUACAUCUGUUUUUCAGUCGUAAGUGUACUUACAGAAAUACUUCACCCACAACGUGACCAUCUGUGUAACAGUUAAGGUUUCAGGUGGCAUAAAGAUGUUAUUAUACUGUGUACAUUUACUAGUCUACUAUAUUGAAAGAAACGUAGCUAGGCGAAGAAUGUCGCCUUUAUUUGAGCUAUUUUCAAAAUACUUUAAUUAAAAACAAUGGUUAGACUUUCAAUUAUAUAAUGUUUGUUCAACAAAAAAUCUUUUCAUUCAUUUAGGGUCAUUGUAAUAGAUAAUAAUAAUAAUUCUGUAAUACUGUGAACCUGUGAUAUAUUCUCUGACAGCUGUUACAACAUAAAAAUCUCAUGGCGUUGCGACUCUAACAACAGGUACUAACCACUUUUGACCUUGAAUUUGUGAAGAAAACAUAUUCCUCAAAUGUCUCCAUGGUGAAUUGAAUAUCCAAAAAAGGCAAACCUUCAUAAAUUGAAAGUGGGGCUGCAUUUAGCAACAGCAAAACUGUAUCAAAACGUCCGUUUACAAACUCUCACCAGCUCACACAGUAAAAACCAAGUCACAUUUAUCCAGUCUUAUGCUCAGUACUUCACAAACACGUGCAUUUUCAGUAAAACACUACAAUUUAAAACAUUCUCACUACUCUAAGUAUUUUAUACCACGUCUGAGCGAAAAUGCAUGUUUGAUAAAUGAGACUCGGAUUAUACUGUACAAGUUUUGUAAGAGUUUAUGAAAAAACAUUUUGAUUAAAUGUUAUUAAAUUCAUCAGGAAUGUUCGCCUUUUUCUGGAUUCUCCAUUAACUCCGGAAGCAUAAAAAAGAAAAGUUUCCUUUACAAAUUUUAACGUAACACGCGGUGAGAUAUUCAGCUCGUCAUUCUGUGGGUGAAGUAUUCUGAUAAUUGCUUUGCUUUCUCAUAAGAACAACUUAGGUUUGGAUUCAUUUUGUAUGAAGGAAACUGAUUUUUUAUGGUCGCUAUAAUUAAACAAAGGAGACAUUGUAUGUGAACAUUGUGUGCACAAACCCAGUGGUCUUGCCCGCACUGCGACGUUUAUUUUUGAAGAGGAGUUGGAUACCUGACACAGAAAUAUUUCUGUUAUCUUCUCUGAAUAUAAGGGAUAUAAGGGCUGUGACUCAGCUGAGGCUGUGAGUCGCUGCAGUCUGUAAUCCAGGGUGAUAAAAGCACCGCAGGCCACGUGUAGUGAGUGCUAUGAGAUUAAUCUGAAGAACGGUUCGUGUAUGUGAAAAUGAAGUGUCUCAGUAUGUGUUUUUAUUUUGACAUUUAUAAGAUCGCCUCAGUGAUGUGAAAUCCUCCCCAAAACUCUUAAGGCAGCUUUCUGCAAAUGUUCAAUCUGGUUUGAAGGUAAAAUUUUAGUUUACAUCCCUGUUUAAAAUUAAAAAAUAAAAAUAAUAACAUACUGGUGAGGUUUCUCCUAUGUUUUGGGGUGGAUUUUGCAUCUGUGGGUGCAGCUUUAAUGCUGCUGUGGUUUGUUUUGAGUCAGGUGAGAGGUUGGUAACAAAGGUCUGGCAGCUGCAAUAGAAAAUAUGAAGGAGGACUUUAACUCUGUCCGUCUGUCUGUUUAUAUUAAUAGGAGGCUUUUUUUGUUCUUUUUCUUCUUCCUAAUGUUCGUCACUGUAUGUCUUUUCUCUCAUAUUUUAUCUCAACAGAUUCUUUAUUUUUAAAGCUUAAUCUAAACACU